AUGGAGUCGCUACGCGACGAGGAAGGCUUCGAUGAGAAAAUGCGGAGCGUCACGCCAACAGACACGGAAGAAGUCAGUGAAAGUCUCUUAGUCGAAGAGGAUGCUGACUGGGCACAUCGAGACGAUAAGCCUCGCCAAAGAUACGGACUGUGGUGGACAAUCGCCCUCCUCCUGACGAUCGUGUUGUCAGGCCUGCCGGGCAUGUUCGUCGGAUACAGAUCGCGCGAUCUCGAUGAAGUCUCCCCCGUUCUCUCCCACGUCCCGGUAAAAUACCACACGCAGCGAUUCAACGGGUCUCUCCUGAAGGAGAACGUGUUCCGGCGAGAGGCUGGACCAGAGGUCGAUGCGGCGUGGGAGGCGCUUGGUGUGAACUAUCGACCAAUUCGCGUCCCCGCACACGAAGCGGCACGCUCCGGAAUUGCCCACGACCAAGUUCAGAUAAGAGAGGCCUACGGCGGUGGAUAUCCUGCCAAUGUUGAAGGACUGCAUCAUCUCCACUGCCUGAACCUCCUCCGCCAGUCGCUAUACUACAACUACGAGUACUACCAUACCCAGGGUAAAGGCGCUUUCAGGAAUGACGAUUUCAUCGUGAAGAAGCAUGUUUCCCACUGCCUUGACAUCAUCCGCCAACAACUAAUGUGCACGAUCGACACAGGCGUCCUCGGCCAGGUAUGGCUGUACCCCGACCACCCGUCUCCAUUCGUCGACUUCAACACGGAGCACCGGUGUAAGAAUUUCGAGGAUGUCAGAAUCUGGGCGGAGAGGAAUCAGUUGCCCGAGAAGACGCCGGGGGAUUUUUUGCGGCCGCCGCGGGUGGGGGAUCGGGUUUUUGAUGCUGUGCCGUAG
Aspergillus calidoustus is the source of this 846-nucleotide messenger RNA. The record is from the annotation of a GenBank genome assembly. NCBI's taxonomy places the organism in Eukaryota, Fungi, Ascomycota, Eurotiomycetes, Eurotiales, Aspergillaceae.